UACACCCACCCCAGCUUUCAUACUUUCGGUCUGAUAGACGCAGUGAUAAGGACAUUCUCGGCUCGACAGCGCAAUACCUCGAUAGCUGAACCGAGCAAUCGACUAGUAUAGCUAUAUUGAUAAUUGUAGAUACAAAUUUAGUGCAUACAUCCUUUCUUUUAUCGUAAAGUACAAUUGUAGUGCAGGAAACCAUUGUUCAAUACUCGUCAUAUUAAAAAAAAUGCUCAGGUCCAGUUAAGAUUACUUUAACAAUUAUGUGUGAUUAGAUCUUUGUUUGAUUUGAUAUUUUUCGUGUUGUACUUAUGUGCUAGUGAAGAAGUUAUAGAUCUUUUCCAAUUUAUCCUAUAUUCUAAACGCUCCAGUGAGUUUUCUCACAUUGUUACUGAUAAGUGCAAAUUUGUUCAAGUCUGCAUCCAUACACCCAAAUCAGUCGUAUCAGAACAAGCUAUAAAGUAUUGUUUUGCAAGCUGUUGGCGAUAAAAAAAAUCGGUCUCAAGUUUCAACAUGCUUAUGGUUCUAUAAUCAGUAAGCAGGAAAAGCGAUUAGUUUGCAGAUUGAUCGCGAUUUAUUGAGCACGGUCAACGCAAUCAAAAACCCACUCCCGAUAAAUCCCGAUUGGAUUGACGAAAAAGCGUGGCAAACAUGUACCAAAAGCGCUUGAUGCGAAUUAUCUAUCUGAUUGUAUUCGUUGUGGUAGUGAUAUUGCUGUACAAGAGUUUCACCAGUGCACCGGAAUCGAAUCCAGUUCAGGAUGAUUCCUUGGCUCGACCAGCCGAUGCACCCAUCUAUACGAUGGUCUUCUAUGAGGCACUGUGUCCGGAUUCGAAAAAUUUCAUCAUCAAGCAACUGCAGCCGGCCUUCGUAAGGGCACCACAUAUGUUGGAAAUACAAUUUGUGCCGUACGGUAAAGCAACGACCAGCACCAUUUCGGACGGCUCGCUAACAUUCGACUGUCAGCACGGUCCGAUUGAAUGCGAAGCAAACAUUAUCCAUGCCUGCGUGGUGGAAGCUGUGCACGAUGCCAAAACACGAUUGGACAUGGUGGCCUGCAUGAUCCGGGACAACAUGAUACCGAAGGAUGCUUUCUAUCGCUGUGCCAAGGAGCACGGUGUAGAAAUCGAGUCUAUCCAAAAGUGCUACGACAGUCCUCACGGAGCGGAAUUGCUCAAGCUGCACGGUGAAGCAACCCAUGCGUUGCGUCCUCAAAUCACCUUCAUUCCCACCAUUACCCUGGAUGGACAACAGGGCCGGCAAGCUUCCAUCCUGAAGGACCUCUUCGGCGAAGUGUGCAAGAUUGCCUCCGGACGAGGCCCAAAACCGGUGGAAUGCGAAUGAUAGCAGAUGGUUUUGUACUCGAUAAAUCGGUUUUCCCGCGAGGUGUACGGUGAGAUCCGCCAAAUUCCAGAGCACAUCCAGCGCUCCAUCCUACUGCUGCUGCAGUAGAUUUUUUGCUCCGAUUGCAUUCUUAUUAUUCGGCAGCACACACAACGUUGAUGCCCUCCACAGACAAAGUCUUCGUUUAAAACAUCGAGUAUUUAUAAGUUGUAGGCAAAUAAUGAGUUCUAAUUGAAGAUUCGUUUUUCAACCUUGAGAGACGUACAUCUACCAUACAUCCAGACGCACGAAAAUAGUUGAUGUUUCGCACCAUAUUAGGGAUUGAUAGUAAAUUCAAAUUUUAAACGUUACUCACUCAGACCAGACUCGUAGGAUAAAUGUACCGAUUGAACGAAUAGAAUUACAAACUACGACAAAUUGUCCGAUUUGCAGUCAAUCCAGUAAAGUGUAGGCGAUUUGUAUGCAAUAUUCCAAAAAGUAGUCUUUGCUAGUAGACAUUAGCAAUAGCGAGAAUCGUAGAAGAAUGACCUGGUAGCUGGAAUCUAUCUACAGGUAAAAUUGAGAACAUAAUACCAAGAAAAUGUACUUUAAGUGAAUAGCUCUAAAUAAAUAUUAAAUGUCAUAAA
Molecule: messenger RNA, 1961 nt
Organism: Aedes aegypti (yellow fever mosquito)
Lineage: Eukaryota; Metazoa; Arthropoda; Insecta; Diptera; Culicidae
Product: GILT-like protein 1
Exons: 3
Coding region: 643-1335 (230 amino acids)
Molecular function (GO): oxidoreductase activity, acting on a sulfur group of donors, disulfide as acceptor
Source: RefSeq, a predicted model, not a curated record